GAGGUCCGGGGGAGGGGAGAGUCCGUCCCGGCACAGGAAAAGGUCCUGGCGGCGGCGCGCGGCGGGCAGAGCGGUGCCGGCCGCCCCGAGAGCGCAGCCCCGGCUCCUCGCACCCAGCUCCGCUGCCUGCUGCUGUCCCCACCGCCGCCCCAUGUUCCGCUCCCGCCGCGCCGGGCUGGUGAGGCGGCUGUGGCGGCAACGCUGCGCGACGGCCGGCCCCGAGGAGGGCCCCGGCGCCCUCAAACCGGCGGCGCACGCCCUCUUCAAGAAGCUGAAGGACGAGGAACUGGAGCUGCUGGUGCAGGCGGUGGAGAGCCGGGGCGCCUGGGAGUCCGGCUGCGUCUGGGCGCCGCGGGGGGCCAAGCAGGCGCUGCCCCCCCAGGUCCUGCUCUGCCGCCUCUACCGCUGGCCCGACCUGCGCCAGCCCCACGAGCUCAAGCACCUCUGCUACUGCGCCGGGGGCCGGGGGGGCUGCGGGGACGCCGCCGCGCUCUGCUGCAACCCCCACCACUUCGGCCGCCUGGCUGCGCCCGAGACCCCCCCACCCCCCUACUCGAAGGCGUCCUGCGGUCCCUCCUGGCCGGACGAGCCCCCGCACCCCGGCACCCAGCUCCUGGAGUUCAGCUACAAUGGCGGGGACUGGCGCGACACCAGCAUCUCGCGGAGCACCAUUAAGGACGGCUGCUGGUGCAAACUGGCUUACUGGGAGCACCGGACGCGCGUGGGCCGCCUCUACGCCGUGCACGAGGUGUCGGUGAACGUCUUCGGCGAGCUGCCGCGGGGCAGCGGGUUCUGCCUGGGCCAGUUGCCCGCUGCCCACCGUAGCCGCGCCGUCCGGCGGGCGCGCGGCAAGAUCGGGCGGGGGCUGGUGCUGAGCCGGGAGCCGGGCGGCGUGUGGGCGUACAACCGCAGCGAGCACCCCAUCUUCGUCAGCUCGCCCACCCUGGGCCCCCCCGGCGCCCGCGGGCUCACCGUCCUCAAGGUGCUGCCGGGCUACUCGGCGAAGGUGUUCGACUACGAGCGGGCGGGGGGGGUGGGAGGCUGGCGGCUCCCCGGCGAGGGCCCCUGCGACCCCCACAGCGUCCGCAUCAGCUUCGCCAAGGGCUGGGGUCCCUGCUACUCCCGGCAGUUCAUCACCUCCUGCCCGUGCUGGCUGGAGGUCCUGCUGAACCGGCCGCGCUGAGGGGCUGGGGGUGGCCGGGGGGGUGCCAGGGAGCCCCCCGAGGCGAGUGCGGGGCAGGCACGAGCUGGGGAACCCUCCUCUGCUGCCCCCCCCCAGCCCUCCAGGGCUGCGCUGCAGCGGGGCCGUCCUGGCCCAGGGGACACGCACUGGGACCCUCUGCCCAAGCCCCCUGGGGGCCCAGUGCCCCCCACGUCUGUCCCAGCACCCUGGGGGCACCCACCCCCCUCCCGGCCACCAGCCUCUCGCUGAGACAGGGCACUAUUUAAUCUCUUUCUUUUUUUUUUUUUUUUUUUUAUUAUUAUUUUUUAUUUUAACGGUUAAAUUUAUUUUAAUUUAUCUUAUUUUUGUAAAAAAAGAAAAGCGCGAUGCAGCUGCCGCCCCCCCGCGCUGUGAGUGGCCGGGGCCAGGCCGGAGGGGGGGGGGCAGUCAGGGCAGGGUGUGCAGGAGCUGGGCAGGUCGGGGGCCACAGAGCAGCCCGAGGGAGGUGGGGCAGACCCCCAGCACGGCGAAGGAGGGGUGUGGGUCUGGGGGUCAUGGCAGGCGUGGGGGGAACUGGAGUGAGCUGGUGCAGUGGGGGGUGUGGGGCGGGUGAGCACAGCUGGAUGACUGUGGGGCAGGUUCUGGGGCAGGUGCGCACAGCUGGAUGGGUGUGGGGCAGGUGUGCACAGCUGGAGUGUGGGGCAGGUGAGCACAGCUGGAUGGGUGUGGGGCAGGUGUGCACAGCUGGAUGGGCAUGGGGCAGGUUCUGGAGCAGGUGAGCACAGCUGGACAAGUGUGGGGCAGGUGCGCACAGCUGGAUGAGUGUGGGGCAGGUUCUAGGGCAGGCGAGCACAGCUGGAUGGGCGUGGGGCAGGCAAGCACAGCUGGAUGGGCGUGGGGCAGGUGCGCACAGCUGGAUGAGUGUGGGGCAGGUUCUAGGGCAGGCGAGCA
Molecule: messenger RNA, 2113 nt
Organism: Chroicocephalus ridibundus (black-headed gull)
Lineage: Eukaryota; Metazoa; Chordata; Aves; Charadriiformes; Laridae
Product: mothers against decapentaplegic homolog 6-like
Exons: 4
Coding region: 152-1183 (343 amino acids)
Biological process (GO): SMAD protein signal transduction; regulation of transcription by RNA polymerase II; transforming growth factor beta receptor signaling pathway
Cellular component (GO): heteromeric SMAD protein complex
Molecular function (GO): transcription regulator inhibitor activity; I-SMAD binding
Source: RefSeq, a predicted model, not a curated record